Astrephomene gubernaculifera is the source of this 1369-nucleotide messenger RNA. Lineage: Eukaryota; Viridiplantae; Chlorophyta; Chlorophyceae; Chlamydomonadales; Astrephomenaceae. The record is from the annotation of a GenBank genome assembly.
GGGGCAGCAACCGCCGGUGAGUGUGGAGGGGGAUGGGGAAGGAGGGCGGAUGCUUUGGGGAAGGAUGCGGGAUACUAGGACAGGGAGGGAGUGAGUCCGACCUGCCCUCCUGCCCUGCUGCUGUUCUGCUGAGCCACCCGCCCACCGCCACACCGCAGUCCCUGUCCACCUCGCUGCCAGCUGCUACUGCCCUCCGCACCCUUCCGCUCUUCCUCCGCUGCUGCCCUCCUCCCGUACCCCCAUGCUUACAACCCACCAUCUGCUCCCCCACCAAGCUUCCCCUCCCCUGCCCCCCCUCCAUCCUCCCCGUACAGUUCUUCGAUUUCCUUAUCUUCCCCCCUCCUGCUCCCUCCCUCCUGCUCCCUCCUGCUCCCCCCCAGCCGCUCUCCUCCUCCCUGGACUCCUUGGAGGACGCGGACACGGAGGUGGAGCUGCUGCCGGGGCUGAGUGUGACGCUGCACAGCCGGCUGAGUGCGGCGGCGAGGGGCGCGCUGAACGUGCUGGUGGCGCUGGUGCUGGCGGGGGAGGGUCUGCUCGACUUUGGUGACGCCAGCGGCAGCGCCUCCUGGAUCGGUCUGGUGGCGUCAUUCUGGUCGGGCAUGGUGCUCACGUACGGCGCGGGACCACAAUACCGAGUGCGCUACACCCGCUCGGCGACAGGGGCGGAGGCAGGCAGCAACAGCAACAGCAGCAGUAACAGCAACAGCAGCAGCCAGGAAGCAGCGAAUCAGCCGGGGGGUCAUGGUCAGCAGGAGAGGGGCGCGGGGAGCAGCAGAGCAGCAACUGCGGCGGCAGCGGCAGGCGGGGCGCGCAAGGCGACCAAGCACGAGGAGCAGGAUGAGGAGGGAGAUAUUGACGGCUUGAUGGUGGAGGACGUGUGUCCCCCCACGCAGCGCCAAGUGGUGCUCAGCGCCUACAUGGCGGGACUGGCGGCGGCGGUGCUGUCCUGGCUGGCCUGGAUGGAGCUGUGAGGGGGAGGCGGGGGGUGGAGUGGGGGUGGAGUGGAGUGGAGUGGGGGUGGAGUGGAGUGGAGUGGAGUGGGGGGAAGGAGUGAUGGAGUGAUGUGGAGGGCUGCGGAGAUGUAUGGGCUUUGCUUGGUCCGGGCGCAACACAGCGGCAUUUCGGCGGGCUUACUGGAUUGGGAUACUAUUACUGUUGUGGGAAGGAAGGGCGAGCCUGCCCUGGGAGUCUGCAAUCCGAUGGGGGCGUGGCGGGCUGAGGAGAUGUGGGGGCCCUGUUCCUUAGGUGGUUCCGGCAACAGCAGCUUAAGACAGCUAGAGCAGAAGCUUUGUUGCUCUUCAUUCUCCCGCUUCCACUCCUGUAUGUGAUGCCAACUCCGUUCCCCCGGCGGGCAAGAAAUGCACUCCUG